This is a messenger RNA of Rhinolophus ferrumequinum (greater horseshoe bat), 4776 nucleotides long. RefSeq names its product suppression of tumorigenicity 7 like (gene ST7L). Bases 541 to 1842 code for a protein of 433 amino acids. The record is from RefSeq and is a predicted model, not a curated record. Lineage: Eukaryota; Metazoa; Chordata; Mammalia; Chiroptera; Rhinolophidae. Gene Ontology annotation, molecular function: protein binding. The transcript is spliced from 14 exons.
CUAAACUAGCCUCAAUCACAUAUGGAAAUGGGGGGAUGGGAUGCGCCCCAACAGCUAAAGGCGGUAAAAAAAUCGCGACAUCACCAUCGCCCCCUCUCUUAAUUAUAGAGAAGAGUCCACUGUCACGAUUCAAUAAGGGAAAGUCUCUUCUCUUUCAGGAAAGCCACUGGGUUGUGUCUCAGGCCCCGGAGGGAAAGAAGAGAGUUGAGGAAUGGGGAACUGGGGCCACCGUGAGCCAGAGGAAAGCCCCUCAAGAGGAAAGCGUCCCAACUGCAGAAAGCGUAUGGUAGCACGGGCUAAGAAACUUCUUUCUCCUGGCGACACUUCCAGGGUUCCCACUGCAACAGGAUCGGGACCCCGUUCCCUAUCGCGGGAGGAGUGACAAUAUUUUUAAAUUCAUUGACGCCCAAAUUCUAUGUGGCACUUACAGGGACAUCUUCUUUGAUAUCAGGACUAAUAUUUAUAUUUGAAUGGUGGUACUUCCAUAAACAUGGCACAUCUUUUAUUGAACAAGUGUCUGUAAGCCAUUUGCGACCAUUGAUGGGAGGAACAGAAAGCAGCAUUGCAGAGCCAGGUUUUCCUUCCAGCAACAGAGAAAGUGAAACCAGCAGACAGAAUCUGUCAGAAUGCAAGGUAUGGAGAAACCCUCUAAACCUUUUCAGAGGAGCAGAAUAUAGGAGAUACACGUGGGUGACUGGUAAAGAGCCACUUACAUACUAUGACAUGAAUUUGUCAGCUCAGGACCAUCAGACCUUUUUCACCUGUGACACGGACUUUUUACGUCCUUCAGACAUAGUUAUGCAGAAGGCAUGGAGGGAAAGAAAUCCUCCAGCUCGAAUCAAAGCAGCCUACCAAGCUUUAGAAUUAAACAAUGACUGUGCCACUGCGUAUGUUCUACUGGCGGAGGAAGAAGCCACGACUAUUGUAGAUGCUGAAAGGUUAUUUAAACAGGCACUCAAGGCAGGAGAAACAAUUUAUAGGCGGUCACAGCAGUGCCAGCACCAGAGUCCUCAGCAUGAAGCUCAACUGAGGAGGGAUACCAAUGUACUGGUAUAUAUUAAAAGAAGAUUGGCAAUGUGUGCAAGAAAAUUAGGAAGAAUAAGAGAAGCUGUAAAAAUAAUGAGAGAUUUGAUGAAAGAAUUUCCUCCUCUUACCAUGCUGAACAUCCAUGAAAAUCUCCUAGAAUCCCUUCUAGAAUUACAGGCCUAUGCCGAUGUUCAGGCAGUCCUAGCAAAAUAUGAUGAUAUAAGCCUCCCAAAGUCAGCAGCAAUCUGUUAUACAGCAGCACUAUUGAAGACGAGGACUGUUUCAGAUAAAUUCUCUCCAGAAACAGCCUCCAGAAGAGGGUUAAGCACAGCAGAGAUUAAUGCUGUGGAAGCAAUUCACAGAGCUGUGGAAUUUAAUCCUCAUGUUCCAAAAUAUUUACUAGAGAUGAAAAGUCUCAUUUUACCUCCAGAACACAUCCUGAAGCGGGGUGAUAGUGAAGCAAUUGCCUAUGCUUUCUUUCACCUUCAGCACUGGAAACGAAUAGAAGGCGCCCUUAAUCUGUUGCAGUGCACUUGGGAAGGCACUUUUAGAAUGAUUCCAUACCCAUUAGAGAAAGGCCAUCUAUUUUACCCUUAUCCCAGCUGCACAGAGACUGCUGAUAGAGAGCUAUUACCUACCUUUCAUCAUGUUUCUGUUUACCCAAAGAAGGAGCUUCCUUUUUUCAUCCAUUUCACAGCAGGACUGUGUUCUUCUACAGCAAUGAUAGCCCUUCUCACACACCAGUUUCCUGAAAUCAUGGGUGUUUUUGCUAAAGCUGUAAGUAUGAUCUCAAGGACUUGUGUAGAGUAUUUGUAAAACACACAGGAAACCAUCUCUGAUGUGUUUGUGCUAAACCAGUUGAGCAGUGGGGGAUACUUGUUAGAGUCAAUUACAGGAAUUGAUUUGUAAAGUUGCUGCCAUAAAUAUGUCAAACAUAAGGUUUUGGUGAUUUGAGCUAUAUUUUUGUUGCUUAAAAGUUUGAAGAAAACAAUGGCAUAACAUUAUAAAGUUGGUCUUUGUAGAUCACUUAUGGUGGUAAACAUAGCACUUAUUACUAGCUAAAGAAUAAUCCAGUUCUUCUAAAUGUGUUUUCUUUGGCUUUUUAAAAAAAUUCCCUAUUUUGUAAACAAGCUUUUUGAUUUUCCCAUUUAAACGAAAUCAUUAGUUCUAAGGAUUUGCUGAUCUUUAAACUCAAGAGUGCAACUAGGGUGGAGAAUAAGUAGGUAAGAUGGAACAGAUAGGACGUUUGCCCUGGGUACAGAAUAUGCCUCUUUACUCAAGGUUCUCCCUGUUAUCAUAUCUGUAUGUUCCUAUUGACCUUCUCCAACCUUGGGUCUAGAACCACGUUUAUACCUUUAUUUUCAUUUUCACCCUUUAGUUUUGAACUGCUUCUGCAUUUCCUGACCCAGGUCCAGGAAGUACUCGAGGACUGAUAGUAGAGAGGAUAUCCUGAUUAUUUACUCUUCUAUAUAAUCUUACAAUGCCAUUGGCUCAAAGUAAAAUUACCAAAGAAAAGUCCCUUAAGUGUCCAAACCUUUUUAAAAAUGUGUCUUUCUUGUACAUCUUUGCGUUUUUACCAGUUAAUGAGAGUUUAAGCCCAAAAAGAAAAAUGCUGAUUUAUUAUGUUCCCAAAUAGAAAAGUACUGAGAACGGUACAAACACUAGUCCUUACUUGGUAAUGUAAUUUCUGUAUCUUUCUCUAAAUGCCUCCAUUCUAACUCCAUUUCCUCACAAUUUUUUUUCCUGCCUUAAGAAUAGUUUAUUUUGUGCCUUAAAGAUUAGUUGGUUUUCUUCUGGCACCAGAGGUAAGAGCACUGGUUUCCCUUUUUCCCUCAAGGUCAACUGUAUAAUGUGUUAAGUUGCCACUGGCUACAAGCCUAGGAGUCUGAGACCACACUGGAUUUUGGGUCAAGCUUCAAGAAUGACUUUCCACUAUUGUUUGGGGAGUAUAGCUAUUUGGGUUGGAAGCUGACUAUCCUAUUUUCUUUUAGUGUAAAAAAGAAACUUAGUGAUCUUACUAUAACUCUGUUGUUUGCAGUGGUGCUGAUUGAGGAGUGUGUCUCAAACUGAAAUGACCUUACUGUGUAAUUUUGCAUGGAAAAAAAAAUGGACUAAAAAGGGAAUCCCAUCCUUUAACAACUGGAAAAAAAUAUGUAGCUGUGUAUUGUGAUCACAGGCAAGCAAAGAAAGAGGUAGUCCUUGGGUCUCUCUCAGGGCAGUGGGAAGGAGGUGAAACAGAGCCAGGAGGGAGCUCUAGAAUGUGGAGCAGAUGUGUCGCAGUUGUUAGCAGCGUACUUCCGUGUGAGGUACUGGCCAGCGUUAACGUGGAGGCCACUCCCCGGCUGCUCUGUUCUCUAGCUGCAGUGUAUGGGGUCUGCCUUUACCCCCAGAUCACUGAUGCACCCGAAGCACCUCUAAGGUUCCAUAGCACGAGCUCCUGAGCACUCCUUUAGCAGAGUCUGAGAAUAACUGGUCAUUCAAUUUCAAGUGGAAGCUUCUUUUUUAGGUCAAACGUUAUUAAUUUACUGUGAUGAACAAUAAACAGGCAUUUAUUUACUAUCUUUUGGUAUUUGUGUAGUUGGUGGCAUAUAGUGUUAAAAAUAUGCCUGACAGCAAACUUUUACAGCCAAUCCCUGUGGCCUCUACGUGUACAUUUUAAGUUGCUUUAUAAAAGCUGAGUAUUUACUGACAGUAUCUGCAAACCAAUAUUUGAUAUGCAGCAGUUCCAAGGGCAGGUUCCAUUUAAGGAUUAAUGGAAAAUGAUUAUGGUAUGGGCAGUCUCCAGCUUAUAAACAUAACGUAUAAAUGCCUCAACAGCCAGCCAGCAAGGGAGCAAGAGGCUCAAAUCCUACUUCUUCACCACUUAAUAAAGUGUGGUCUGUGCACUAGGUGCAUCGCCAUCGAUGACCCAGGAGCUUGUUAGAAUUGCAGAACCUCAGGCACCACUCCAGACCUCGUGAAUCUGAAUUUUAACAAGAUCCCCAGGCAACCCUACAUGCACAUUAAAACUUGAGAAGCCCUAGUGUACCCUCCCCGCCAGAAGAGGAAUUUAGAAUGCCUGGAGAGGGCCAUCUUAUCAAGGCAGAGAAGGGGCAGCAUUGCUGAGUGGGGAUGAGCGUAGGCUCUGGAGCCAGACUGCUUUGCUUUGAAUUCCAGCCCUGACACUUAUUGGCUGUGCAACCUCGGGUAUGUUACUUAACCUUUUCUCCCCUUCACUGUAAAGUAAAAUGAGAAUAGUACUACUUCGUAGGUUUCUGUGAGGGUUAAAUGAGUUUAAAAUAUGUCAGGCGUGUAGAGCCAUGUCCGCCCAUAGUAAAAACGAGUUGAGUGUUAGCUGUUGUUGCCACCGUCAUAGUCAGCGUCACCGCCGAAGUGCAGCUACCGUGGGAAACCCUGCCCCCUUCGUGUUUGGGGGAACUAUGUCCUAAUAGGAAACUCACAAUGCAUUUCCCAUAGAAACUGUAGUAUAAAUGGUGGUUGGUGUCAUUGAAACAGUAUUAUUAGUCCUAUCCUCCUGGAACAUUGUGUGUAUGUGGACCACAGAAAGUGGGGAAAUGAUUCAAAUUCUGGGCACUGGCAAACUGCCUUGCACCACAGAACCUAUACUGGUAAGUUUUCAAACUGCCUAUGUUAGGAUUUUCAAUGAAGUCAGCUAGUUGAUGGCCAAACACAGUAGAAAUCAAUGAAGAAUUUUCUUUCCGUGUUUCCCCGAAAAUAAGACCUAGCCGGACCAUCAGCUCUAAUGCGUCU